This is a messenger RNA of Alligator mississippiensis (American alligator), 6406 nucleotides long. It is a transcript of the gene PPP2R5E, whose product is annotated as protein phosphatase 2 regulatory subunit B'epsilon. Gene Ontology annotation, molecular function: protein phosphatase activator activity. Gene Ontology annotation, biological process: protein dephosphorylation; signal transduction. The record is from RefSeq and is a predicted model, not a curated record. The transcript has 15 exons. Gene Ontology annotation, cellular component: protein phosphatase type 2A complex; cytosol; nucleus. Bases 336 to 1871 code for a protein of 511 amino acids. Lineage: Eukaryota; Metazoa; Chordata; Crocodylia; Alligatoridae.
AGCGGGUGCUGUGAGAGCGCGAGCGCGAGUGCCAUGGCCGGAGCCCCGCGCCGCUGACAAUAGGAGCCCGCGCCCGCCCCGGACCCGCCGCUGCCACCGCCGCCGCCGCCUCGCCCCCGCCGCGCGCAGCCUCCGCCGGGAAUGUGAGAGAGGCCGCGGGCCGCGCAGCCAGGCCGCCGCCGCCUCCCGCACCGGGCCCAGGCCUGCCGCCUCCACCCGCCGCCGCCGCCGCCGCCUCCCGCCCCGCCGCCGCGCCCGGCCCGGCCCGGCCCGCACCGCACCGCUCCCCCGCGCCGCCCCCUCCGCCUUCUCUGCCAGGAGGGCCAAGUAGGGAUAUGUCCUCAGCACCAACCACUCCUCCGUCAGUGGAUAAAGUAGACGGAUUUUCUCGGAAGUCCGUCAGAAAAGCCAGGCAGAAGAGGUCGCAAAGCUCCUCCCAGUUUAGGUCUCAGGGCAAGCCUAUUGAAUUAACGCCUCUGCCUCUGCUAAAAGACGUUCCAUCUUCAGAGCAGCCUGAACUGUUCCUAAAGAAACUUCAACAGUGCUGUGUCAUUUUUGACUUCAUGGACACACUAUCAGACCUUAAAAUGAAAGAAUACAAGCGCUCCACUCUUAAUGAACUGGUGGAUUACAUCACAAUAAGCAGAGGCUGUUUGACAGAGCAGACUUACCCUGAAGUAGUUAGAAUGGUAUCUUGCAAUAUAUUCAGAACUCUCCCACCUAGUGACAGCAACGAAUUUGACCCAGAAGAAGAUGAACCCACCCUUGAGGCAUCAUGGCCACAUUUACAGCUUGUAUAUGAGUUUUUCAUACGAUUUUUGGAAAGCCAAGAAUUCCAACCCAGCAUUGCCAAAAAGUACAUAGAUCAAAAAUUUGUAUUACAGCUUUUGGAACUGUUUGACAGUGAAGACCCCCGAGAGCGAGACUACCUGAAAACAGUCUUACACAGAAUUUAUGGCAAAUUUCUUGGUCUUAGAGCAUUUAUCCGAAAACAGAUAAACAAUAUUUUUCUACGGUUUGUUUAUGAAACUGAACAUUUCAAUGGUGUAGCUGAACUGCUGGAAAUUUUAGGAAGUAUUAUCAAUGGUUUUGCUUUACCUCUGAAGGCAGAGCACAAACAGUUUCUGGUGAAGGUGCUGAUUCCCUUACAUACUGUCAGGAGUUUAUCGCUCUUCCAUGCGCAGCUGGCAUAUUGCAUAGUACAGUUCUUGGAGAAAGAUCCUUCACUCACAGAACCAGUCAUUAGAGGCUUAAUGAAAUUCUGGCCAAAAACCUGCAGUCAGAAAGAGGUCAUGUUCCUCGGGGAGCUAGAAGAGAUCUUGGAUGUGAUUGAACCUUCACAGUUCGUCAAAAUUCAAGAGCCCUUGUUUAAACAAAUUGCCAAGUGUGUGUCCAGCCCUCACUUUCAGGUGGCAGAAAGAGCACUGUAUUAUUGGAAUAAUGAAUACAUCAUGAGUUUAAUAGAGGAGAACUCCAACGUUAUACUUCCUAUCAUGUUUUCCAGUCUUUAUAGGAUUUCCAAAGAACACUGGAAUCCGGCUAUUGUGGCUUUAGUCUACAAUGUGUUGAAGGCAUUUAUGGAAAUGAACAGCACCAUGUUUGAUGAGCUGACAGCCACUUACAAGUCAGAUCGUCAGCGCUUAUCCAAAGCGGCAGGUGAAAAAAAUGAGGAAACUUCGGGAACUCCGACUCGUUUAAGUCGUGCCUUUUGUGUGACUCAGGGUUCCCACAAGCAAAGCGAAGGGUACUGUAUGUCAUCAAACCUUGUUAGUGAGAAGAAGAAGGAAAAGGAACGUGAAGAACUUUGGAAAAAACUGGAGGAUUUGGAAUUAAAGCGAGGUCUUAGACGUGAUGGAAUUAUUCCAACUUAACAAAAGAAACAAAACAACAUUAUUAACCUGUGGAGUCACACAUUUAUGUAGUAGAAGAUGGAGCAACAGUUUUCUGUAUUGUGCAACUUUACAGUAGAUUUCACAUUUGUUUCAUUAUUACAACAGCACUGUAUAUACCUGUCUCUAAGUAAAGGAAUAAUAAGGACUUUAAUCCAAAGUUUGGACAGCAGAUGGACUUCUCAGAACUUUGCAAACAUAAUAAUUGUUUUAACCCUUCUUUAAAACCAGUCUUCAAAGAUCUGUUGAUGAAAAUUGCUAUGUCAGAAUUCCAUUGUCAGGACUUUGUUCUUUAUUUAUCAUUAGCAGAGAGUAUGAUACAACUUUCAGAUGUGAACAAUCUUAAAUUUAGCUUGUCUUUCUGCUAAACUGUUAAAUGUAUUUAUAGUAAAAGAGGAAAAAAAAAGACUGUCAUUUCCUUAUGAGUUUGUGUAACAUCCUCCUUCUCUGGAUAACUUUACUGUAAUUUUGACAUUUUUUUUUCCUUUUGCACAUCUUCAUGAGUUGAAUGUCCAUGCAGAUCAGGGCCAUGGAAAAUAUAGGUCCCUAAUAAAGUUUUGUUUACUGGUGCAAACAUUUUCUAGUACCAGUCAAGCACUGGUGCUCCUUUGAUUUGAACAUUGAGUAAACACAAAGAGGUGAUCAACAUAGGGGAAGGGGAUUUUGGAUUCAUGCAUCAAUUUAUUGCAAAUCUAAACUAGUCUCGAAUCCUUUGAAAAUGGGCACUGGUAACACGAACAGAGUUCAGUACCUAACCAGUAUUAGCGAUAUGCUAUUGGACACACAUACUAGAGCUGUUACUAAUAGGUAAAUUAUUACAAGAUCUACGUUUUUAUUGGACCAUUUUGAAAUAAUAAAGACAAACGCUAAACAGUACAAGCCUGAAAUUGGUCUCAAGUGGUCAUGGAUCUAAUUGGGAAAAGAGUUGAGCAAACAGUUUGGACUGUUUGGAGUUGUUGCCUUACUUUUUAAUAUGUAUUUAUAAAGUAUUCCAGCAAAAGAGGAUGUAGCCUCUGAAAAACAUACUCUAGUGAUUUUUUGUGACUCUAGUACUAUUACUCAUCGCAGCACCAGCCCUUUGGUUUUAGCUGGAAAGGAUUCUGGAUAAUAUACUUCCUGCAUUCUGAACUGGAUGCUCAUUCCUAACUACUGUAUUUGUUACCAAAAGUGGUUCUACAAAUGCUACUGAAAAAAAAAAAAAUUCUGGAAAUCCUAAUGUCCUGAGUAUUAAUAAUAAAGUUUAAAAUGCUUUUAUAUCAAAGGUGCAUUGUGACCAAAUUGUUUAAAACAAAACAACAAGAAAAAGAGGACUGUAUUAUAAGUAUACAUUAUUGGCUAUCUACUUUGUACUUAAAAGUGGAAUCUUACAUCUUUGGUAGGUAAAAUGCUGAUAAGACUUAUGUACAGUAUAUAUUUAGCUAAUGCAGUUGCAUUAUUAUAUACCGAAAGGUAUGUGUUUCAGGAUUUUUCUCCAGGAUGCUUUUGAACUGUUAUAGAUGUAUGACAACAGUGAGUUGAUAAUCCUAAACCAUCAGUCCAGCAGUAUUUACAGUAUAAAGCUGACUUGGUGUUCUUGAGUCUUUGUGAUAGUUGCAAACAUGAAUUUUAUGACCUGUUGCCAUUGAUAGAAAUACAAUAUAAAUACAAGCUUAUAUAUUUUUCUUCCUACCAUUUAAACAUACAGUAGAAUUUGAGGUCUUACUGUUUCCAAGUGCAAAAAAAAAGGGGGGGUGGGGAGGGGAGGAAAGAAAAAGGUUCAAUUGCCAGAUUACAGACUGUUUCAGGAUUAUCAGGUCACAGUUUGUAUACUUGGGUCUGCACAUAUGGAUGUUGUAAACUGAACAGCUUUGUAAAAUCUUGACGCUGUUAAUUCUGGAAAAAGCAGAAGUAAACUAGUCAUGAAGCACCAAACACAACAUGGUUUAAUGGGAUUAAUAUAAGCUUCUUUUAAAUAUGGACUGGGACUGUGUUAAUUUGGCAAAUACUGUCAUAGGUGAAACGUUUUAUUUUCAAAGUGCUGGAGCAAAGGUGCAAGCUUAAAUACUGAAGACUAAAUAAAUUUAUAACAAAUACUGUCCCUUUAGCCCUGUGGUUUUGACAGUCUUUUGUUUUUAAUUUGAAUUAGAGUUAAAGUUGAUAAUGUGAAUUUUACCUUUGAAGUUAACAUGCGUUCUGAGAGGGCAGAGAGACAUAUGCCUGGCUAGACUGAGAAAUUUUCAAAAACUGAGCUAUUAUGGAAGAAAGAAAUCUCAAUGAUUCCAUGUUUUCUACCUGAUGGGAGUGAAAUAGAACAAUGUGAAAUUAGAAAAGGUACCUUGUCCUGUACUUAGAGAUGAGGUGAGUGUUGACUGUUCAUGGAUAUUCUUAACUUCAGCGUGACCUCCUGGUAUUAAUCAUACAAAACUAACGAGAACCUAGCUGGUUGCAAUAUUGUGUUACCUCUAAUGUGGGGAGAAUGGGGAAUAUCUAAACUUUAUAGAUGAUAUAUCACUUCCAAGAAGGAAUAUUUCUUUAAAUUGAAUGAGACAAUGUGAUAUUAGUCACAUGACUAAAAAGCUGAUAUAAUCUUAAAUUGCACUGUGUGAUGUACUUAAAGGAGCACUUGUCACAGUAGUACAACAGCACCCAUACGAUCCACUGUUGGCUGCAACCCAGAUGCAAUAUUCUGCCCUGUUCCAUGUGCAAGACUCCCAUGAGCAACAGUUGGAGUUUUAUGCAAAGAUGAAGGCAGUAUAUGGGCCCAAGUUGAUUGUGAUCCGUGCAUCUCUUUAAUUAAGCUUUUAUUUGCUUCAUGAUUUCCAGAAACUACCUUUUUUGUUGUUGAAUGUCUUUCACAGACUGCUAGCACUGUAGUUGAUGGGUGGUCGCUCAUCUCCUGUGCCAUAUUGGUUUCAGGUGACUAAAUGUUAUCAGGUAAAAGUUUUUAAAAAACAAAAAAACCAACAAAAAACUCCCCCCAUUCCCCUACAUGUUUGUUACUAGGGCAUUGCUUCAGGCCAUGGGGGUACAAUGGUUGUAAAGUAAAGUUCCUCUUAGGUACUUUUAAUUGAGCACGUGUUGCUUUCUUCAUCUUGCAAGUUUCCCUUAUGGUUUUCUUUUCAUUGCUUUUGAGUGUUUUUGUGUCUCUUCCAAAUAUUUGAAUGCUUUAAAAAAAAUACUCUAAUGCUAUUGGAGUAUUCACAGGCAGGGUUAUAGUAAAUUAAUCUUGGCUUUGUUAACAUAAAUAGAAGGAUUUAAUUUAUUUUUAUCUCCUUCUAUAUAUGGAAAAUUCUAGGAUGUAUAGCCAAGAAAAUUGCUUGAGAGUUGCAGCAGCUGUACUUGUAUAGUACAUGUAUAAGUAUUGCCUCAGGCUCUCUUACACUAUGGAAAAAGAAAAUAUAUUAGAAGCUUUAAAAGCUUUUUUUUUAUUAUUGUUUUGUGGAAAAGGAGACGGGGAAAACUAGAUAGAUUCUCCCUUCCAAAAAUAUAUCCUGUUGUUAAUUGGGUGUGUAGAACUGGCUAAGAAUUUUUUUUUUUCAAAUGCUGCAUCACAAAGUAACAGUCCUCUAACAAAAUAAAGGUGACAACAUACAUGAUCAACGAAUGUUUUUAUUUGCACGUGAAUAUUUUAUUUUUGUAUUUUGGCUCACCUGCUUCCCAGAUCAGAUAUGGAAUGAGUCACAAAUUAGGUUUUCUAGGUGGUGUUGGCAGUGAGUUUUAUAUUCCCCAAUAUUGCAUUUUCAAAGCCUGUAAAAGGAUUGUGUAUUUUGAGCAAAACAACUCAUUUUUUAAUUUAAAAGAAGGUUUUAUGCAGCGUUGCUUCCUGUCAACAGAAGCUGCGGCAUUUGUUUAAGAGAAACAGACACUCUUUUUAUCAUGACCUCUCUGGAUUCAGGUUUUGUUGGGGUUGUUUUUGGAUCACUUAUUGUAAAUAAGAUGUAAUCAUAACCUCAUGUCUCCAUGAGGAUUUUUCAAAUAUAAAUAGUACCAAUACAUUUCUUAUUGUUGUCCUAUUUUUGAUUGUAGUAUAAAGAAUGACUUGUCAUGCUUUUUGUUUAAAUUAGCAUUAGAUUCAUAGCUGUCUUGAUAUUUUAGCAUUUCAUUGUUUAAGCUGGAGAGGGCAGCAGACGUUCAUCCCCUCCCUCCCCCUCCCCAUAGGAAAGCUCUGGUCCAUUGCUGUUUUUAAACUUAGAAACUAUCUGUGGGUCAGGGGAAUAAAAUGAAACAUUUUUUUUUAUAUAUGAAAAGUUGCAUAUGAAAAUAUAUAGACUGGUCUAACCAGACUGUGAAAAAGUCUUCUACUUUACAUCAAAGUAAUAAUACAAGGAAAACAGAAUCUUCCACCUUCGGGGUAAAGCAGGUCUUAAACACAUGGAUUCAAAAUGUUGUUCUUUGGAAAUGAGUUACUUUCUUAAAAAUGGUAUCAACAAAACAAACUCAAUGGUGCUCCCAGUUAUAAAUGUGUAACCUUCCUCUGGCACGUGUGCAAGAGGCUUCUGUACUGUGGGUGCAUCUCAAUAAAGAAGCAAUGAAGUGUU